AUGUCUACUAAUAGCGAGUUCGUAUUACAUGAAACAUCAAGUCUAUACAGAAGGAAAGAUCAUCAGGCCCGAGCAAAUCGAAUCGCAGAACAGAAGCUGCUGGCAGCAUGGCCUGAGCCCGCACAAAAUUCAACUUCAAAAAAUCAAUGGCCGAACUGCCAAAGUGACAAACACGAAUCCGAAUGGCGUCAACAGUGUAGCAAAAGAGUCAUCAAGAACGCUCAAUCCGGCGCAGAGAGCUAUGACAAAAGUCAUGACGAGCCAGAGAAAACACCACUUCCGGCCCCGCCGAUUGCGCAAAACACUAUUCUCGACGGCUUUCAGCAGGCCGAAGCACGCAAAGAUACCGUCAACGAUGACUGUUUCGUGCGGCGAGAUACGACGAAAGAGCUCUUGGAACUGAUGGUGUUGGGAACGCCUCCAGUGGACAAUGUGCGCGGUCGCGAUGCUGAGGCAAAAAAACGUCAAACAAAGAUCGACGAUCAUGGGCCAUUGGCGCAACGAGAACGCGCCAGCGGAGAGGCUCAAGGCGCGAGUGACACGGGCGAUGAUGCUCAGACUGAGCGGGAGCAUGAUGGUCAAGACCAUGAGGGGAAUGGCGAUCUGCCAGAAGAGCGAAUUGUGUAG
Molecule: messenger RNA, 627 nt
Organism: Letharia lupina
Lineage: Eukaryota; Fungi; Ascomycota; Lecanoromycetes; Lecanorales; Parmeliaceae
Exons: 1
Coding region: 1-627 (208 amino acids)
Source: RefSeq, a predicted model, not a curated record